AUGUCGAAACGCACCGUUCUAUUUUCAAAUAGCCUGAGAAUGAGAAGUGAAAGGGUCGUUGUACCUGGUGAUCUAAUAUGCUCCUCUGAUGCUACCCGAAAAAGUGGCUCAUCAACAUAUGUUUCCUCUGGCAACAUCCUGUCAAGUGCUUUUGGAUUUGUCAAGGAGGAAUCGCAUGCCGAUGGAACAAAAACUUAUUCGGUAGACCCGCUGAAACCCGCUGGCGUAGUACCUGACAUAGGCUCACUGGUAUUGGCAAAGGCUGGAGUUCGAACUACGGAACUAGCCGCGAUUCUUUGUGCAACCUUUGAAAAUGUUCAGGGAACUGUAAUAGCAUAUCAGUAUCCACCAAAUUAUGUCUCUCCUACUCAGUUCAAGGAAAUUGGAAAUGCUGUCAUUCCACGAGCUGAACUGGCCUUUAGAUUAGUCACAAUAGAAGCAUUUAAACAUUAUGUUAUCGGUUGUUUACAACGCAUUGAAGGUGUUCAGUAUAAAAGGAAUACCUUACAGUUUAACAUAUGUCUAGUAAUUAAGCCUAAAUCAACUCCAGAUAGAGAUGAUAUAUCACAUUGGCAGUUUUGGGACGAUCAAUCUGCUGGUGGCCUGAGGCCCAAUGUUCAAGCAGCCUAUGAAGCUUUAACAUUAAAGAUAAAUCGAUAUUUUUACUCUUUAGAAGAACAAUGUGCUUUUCUGUCUCGGGCUUUGGGACAUCAUGAUGGUGCAGUGAAUUCUGUUAAAUUGACUUGUCUUGAUUCAAUUUAUAAACAGUUACACGAAUCAGGAAUGUGCAUCAUUUCAUUUCCGAAUUGCGGUUCUCUAUACUUACGUUUCAGUCCUCGACAAGAUCGAGGAUCAUAUAGUAACCUGUCGUUUGAUACAUCCGAACUUGUUCAUGAACAAAUUACAAACAGUGAUACUGAAUUGAAAUUUGAUCAAAAAAUUAGACAAAUCAAUUUGCAUUAUAAUAAUCAACUUGUUUUUCCUAAUUUCAAUCCUCAAACUGAAUCAGAAGUUACCGACGAUUGUGUGUUCGUUGUAAUCGCUUCACCAUCUUAUAAGUGUCAUUCAAAAUUGGGAUAUAAUAUGAGUGGUGGAUGGAGGCCUUUGGAUGCGGUUGCUCAGCGUAUUUUGCCUUAUAUUGAUGGUAAACGACGUUUAAUGGAGUUAGCUCACUUGGCUCAAUUGGAUGUCACUAUAGCUCGUUUAUGUUUAAUUGACCUUGCUCGAAUAGGAGUUGUACGUUCGUUACCAUAUCCCACUUUUUUGGUUCCAUCUUCACAAGUUGAAAGAUUUUCAAAUAUGAAUCUUAUCCCCGGAUGGUUGGGUUUACCACGAUUAGCAACUCUACUUACAGAUUACAACCUUAGCAGGAUUUGCUUAGAAACGGUGGUGUCACAUAAUCAUCAUCAUCCUCGUAAACCAUAUGGCCUGUGUAUUCAUGAUAUAUUCCGUUUGUACACGGUGCUUUGUGCAUCUUCUAAUUUUAGUUUACCGUACUUAAUUUCAGCCAAUCCACAUAUUCGAUUUACUGAAUAUCCUAACUGUAUGAAUUCUUCGUCUUCAUCUUCUUCAUAUUAUUCUCUCCCUCCCAUUCAACCACUGAAAUUUUGUCCUUGUUAUACUUUUCAGUUUCAUAAACGUCAUCAUCGUCAUUGUUCUAAGAUUAGUCUACUAUCUCUUGUACAGUUCGGUGAAGUUAACGGUUUAAUAAGACGAAUUCAGUGUUAUCCAAUCAGUGAUAAACUAGCACUGCCUGAUGAACAAACUAGUAAUCAUCGACUACUGUCUGUUGCAUCGUUAUCAUCAAAAGAAUCCUCCGCUGCUGCAACUUCAGCAGUCAUAAUUACACCAAAUUCCACUAUGAAUUCGACACACCAACAAAUAGCACUACGUCAGAUUAAAACUCAUUCAAAUUCUUUACGACAUAAUCCAAGUAAAUUUAGUAAAAAACCAAAAAUAAUCAAUGAACAAAUGUGGUCCACUGCUAAAUCUAUGCUAAUGGAUGGUCAGCAUAGUCUGGACUCAAUUAUUACCUUUAUGGUAAUAAAUAAUGACAGUCUAGUAGAAUCUCCACCAACUGUGCAUAAAAUACCAGAGCAUAUAACUGAAAUAUCACAAUUAUACCGUUUUGAUGAGUGUUUAGGUGGACAAAUGCCUCAUAGUGAUCAUGAUAUUUCUCAAAUAAAUAGAAGUAAAUUAUCGAACAGUUUUAGUUUUAGUCCUGAUGAUACAAUUGUUAAUAAUAACAGUCAAAUUGUUGAAGAAAUGAUUGCACAUGAUCGAAUAUCAGACAACAGAUUAUGGUCUAGACCAGAGGAUUGCAUGACUGCAUUUAUGGGCCCAUUGGAUCUAGACAAAACACACUUGACAUUACCAGAUCUUUAUUGGAUGUGGCGUUGAAAAGAAAAAUUAAAAGUUGGCUGUCUUUCUCUCCUUCCCUCUCUCUCAUGCACACACACACGUUCUCAGUCUCUUUUAAUACUUAUCAUCUACCUAUCAAUUCCAACUGAUUU
Messenger RNA from Trichobilharzia szidati, 2513 nucleotides. The record is from the annotation of a GenBank genome assembly. NCBI's taxonomy places the organism in Eukaryota, Metazoa, Platyhelminthes, Trematoda, Strigeidida, Schistosomatidae.